Octopus sinensis (East Asian common octopus) is the source of this 1733-nucleotide messenger RNA. RefSeq names its product serine/threonine-protein kinase VRK1-like. Lineage: Eukaryota; Metazoa; Mollusca; Cephalopoda; Octopoda; Octopodidae. Gene Ontology annotation, biological process: peptidyl-serine phosphorylation; signal transduction. Gene Ontology annotation, cellular component: nucleus; cytoplasm. Gene Ontology annotation, molecular function: protein serine/threonine kinase activity; ATP binding. The record is from RefSeq and is a predicted model, not a curated record. The coding region runs from base 195 to 1175 and encodes 326 amino acids. The transcript is spliced from 2 exons.
GGUCUUCUGGCAAGUCCUAAAUAGGUGCUGAAUUUCGAAGUUGACACAUUACAGGAAUGAAGAAGAAAAUAAUAUUAAACUACAACCAGAAUUUUAUUUAUUUAUUUAUUUUACUUAUCCGGAAAUAUUUUCUGGGAAAAAAAUAUGACCAUAAAAGCGGUUUCAGGCUAGCGACGACUAACGCUUAAAUCAAAAUGAAGAAGAUUCGGGCGGCAACAGGAUACAAACAUGCAGCAGAAUUUCCAGCAAGUGAGAUCUUAGAGUCUGUUGAUAGAAAGAGAUAUUCCAUUAUAAAAAAGAUUGGUCUCGGCGGUUUUGGUUUAAUUUACACUGCCAGACAAGUUGGUUCUUCACCGGCCAAAGAAGAUGUUGCUAAAGUCGAACCCAUUGGUAACGGCCCACUCUUUAAUGAAUUACAUGCUUUACAGGCAAUUGCCAGACCAAAUAUUAUACAAAAUUAUUUAAAAGGUAAACGUUUGGCUCAUCUUGCCAUACCGGAAUUCAUAGCAAACGGCAUACAUGAAUAUAAAAGCAAGCAGUAUCGAUUCAUAAUUAUACCUAAAUACGGUAAAAAUCUCCGUACAUUUUUGGAAGAAAAUGGAUCUCAUCUCAAUGAAUCUACAGUUUAUUGUGUUGCCAAACAAAUGAUAGAUGCUUUAGAGUGUAUCCACCACCAUGGCUACGUCCAUGCCGACCUGAAAGCCGGUAAUAUUUUAUUUGCUGCAGACAGUAAUAAAAUAGAUAAGGUGUAUCUGAUAGAUUAUGGUCUGGCUUCGAAGAUAUUUAUAGAUAAGAAACACAAGGUGUAUGAACCAGAGAAGAAGAAUGCUCACAAUGGAACGUUGUUGUAUACCAGUCUAGAUGCGCAUGAAGGUGCUAGUCCAUCCCGAAGAGGAGAUUUACAAAUUCUGGGAUUCUGUAUGUAUGAAUGGCUUACAGGGAGUUUACCUUGGAAGAAAUACUCGGAAAAUAAAGAACAAGUGAAACAUGAGAAGGAAGUGCUUUUACAGAAUCUUUCGAAAAUUCCAUUUGAAACUUUAAGAACUUACUUCAAAACUAUUGAAAAACUAAAAUACGAUGAACAACCAAACUAUGAAAAAUUACGACGAAUAUUCCAGGACGCAAAAUAUGACAAAAUGCCCAAACCCAUCGUUAAAGAAAAAACGUAUUUGUAAGGUUCCGUAUUAAAAUAGGCGGAAGCAAUGAAACAGAAAGAAAAACUUGGCUUUUUCACGUAUAUCUAGUGCGCUGAGAGCUGUAAUCUCUUCGGUUCCGUUUGAUUUUAGUGUUGUAGAUUACGAUUCUUAAAAGAGUAUAGGGGUGAACUUUUGCCCCAAACUUAUGUAAUAUUUCAGUUUUGAUUUUCUUUUGAAAAUAUUUUAUAUUUACGUUUUAAACACUUCAGAUUUUGAUUCUUGGAAAAAAAGGUGUAAUUCUUAAACAAAAAUAUAAAAAAAAGACAAAAAUUGAAAAGGUCGAAAUUGGAAACUGAAGAAUUACGACAAACGGGGACGGAAUUUCCUCUUUGUUUAUUUUUUGCAGAAACGUAGUUUUCGAUGCUAUUUACACAUAUUCAAGGAAAAUACAGUUCUUGGUGUUCUAGAUAAUUUUUGACUCUAUUCUAUAGGAAUGUCUUGCGUGCAUACACGCACACAUCUCUAUUCGGUGUAAAUAAGCGAUACAGUUGAAUCCGAUGAAGUCUGUGAUAGUUCGAUCAGUAAAUAACAAAAAAA